Molecule: messenger RNA, 3767 nt
Organism: Toxoplasma gondii ME49
Lineage: Eukaryota; Apicomplexa; Conoidasida; Eucoccidiorida; Sarcocystidae
Gene: CPL
Product: cathepsin CPL
Exons: 4
Coding region: 689-1957 (422 amino acids)
Biological process (GO): immune response
Cellular component (GO): lysosome
Molecular function (GO): cysteine-type endopeptidase activity
Source: RefSeq, a predicted model, not a curated record
ACGCGCUCGCGGUUCUCGUCCGCUUCCGCAAAAGUGGUUUUUCACUCGUGCUAGACGGCAUGUUUGGAGGAGGCGCGCGACGAGGCUGGGCGCGGCGCAGAAGCCGCGCAUGUGCUAGGACGACGAGUGGAAGGAAAGGUCCGCUUUUCGCGAAAAGAAGAUCCGAGCCGGGCGCCUGAGCUAACGAGUUUCAGGCUCGCGUGUCGCUUGCGACCAGGCCGACGCGGCCGGCAGUCCUUCUCUGCUAUAGUUUUGGCACCGAAAGCGAACUUUCUCGGACCGAGCGAGGCGGUCGUGUGGCCCUGACUUUGCCUGUUUCGGCGGAACGCGACAGGAGACGCGAGGUCGUCGAGGCUCGAAGGAAGCAACACGCCGUGACCGCUCGCGGGACUUUUUUGUGGCUUCUCGGCCGUUGUCGGCAAGCGUCAUUCGCCGCAAAGCCCGCUGAGCUGUCUGUUUUCCGUCGGAACUGAGAAGAAAGCGACAGCAUUCCGUUGUCAACCGCUGAACAUUGGCUUUUUUCAUCCUUACCCCGGAACCUGGACGUUCUUUUUGGCCCUCCCCGGCUCCCGAAAAAGAGCCUGCCCCCCAGCGGCGCGUCGGUUCGCGGGUUUCCCCCGUACUUUUCUUAUUUCGCAGAGUUUUGACCGUUUGUCCCUCUUACCCCGCGGCCUCGCUCUCGAACACCAUGGACAGCAGCGAGACGCACUACGUCUCCUUCCUCAACGGCGAGGACGACGGGCUGGAGAACGGCGAGCUUCACCAGCGACGAGGCGUCCGCGCUGGCCGGCCGAGUCCUCCGUUCGUUGUUACGACCCGCACGUACUUCUGGAAGAAAUUUCUCCGUCAACGCAACUUCACAGCGCGGGCGUGGAUCGCACUCGUGGCUGCGGCGGUGUCUCUCCUUGUCUUUGCCUCGUUCCUCAUUCAGUGGCAGGGCGAAGACGACCGCGCGGUCUUCCCGCCGUCGCCAGUUGAGGACCACCAACCCCCCGCCAACAUCUGGGAAUGGAAAGAGGCGCACUUUCAGGACGCCUUCAGCAGCUUCCAAGCCAUGUACGCCAAGAGCUACGCGACUGAGGAAGAAAAACAGAGGCGAUACGCCAUCUUCAAAAACAACCUCGUCUACAUUCACACACACAACCAACAAGGAUAUUCCUACUCCCUCAAGAUGAAUCACUUUGGAGACUUGUCGCGCGACGAGUUCCGCCGGAAGUACCUCGGCUUCAAGAAGUCCCGCAACCUGAAGUCGCACCACCUUGGGGUGGCGACGGAGUUGCUGAAUGUACUGCCAAGUGAACUGCCUGCUGGAGUGGACUGGCGCUCGCGCGGAUGCGUGACGCCGGUGAAGGACCAGCGAGACUGCGGCUCUUGCUGGGCGUUCUCGACCACAGGGGCUCUCGAGGGCGCGCACUGCGCAAAGACGGGCAAGCUGGUGAGUUUGAGUGAGCAGGAGCUGAUGGACUGCUCGCGAGCAGAGGGCAACCAGAGUUGCAGUGGCGGCGAGAUGAACGACGCGUUUCAGUACGUCUUGGACAGCGGCGGGAUCUGCUCGGAGGAUGCGUAUCCGUACCUUGCCCGAGACGAGGAGUGUCGAGCGCAGAGCUGUGAGAAAGUCGUGAAGAUCUUGGGCUUCAAGGACGUACCACGGAGAAGCGAGGCUGCGAUGAAGGCCGCUCUCGCGAAGAGUCCAGUGAGCAUCGCCAUCGAAGCCGACCAGAUGCCUUUCCAGUUCUACCACGAGGGAGUCUUUGACGCGUCUUGUGGCACAGACCUCGACCACGGCGUCCUCCUCGUCGGAUACGGAACGGACAAAGAGUCGAAGAAGGACUUCUGGAUCAUGAAAAACUCCUGGGGCACCGGCUGGGGCAGAGACGGAUACAUGUACAUGGCCAUGCACAAAGGCGAAGAGGGGCAGUGCGGCCUUCUCUUAGAUGCGUCUUUCCCCGUGAUGUGACGCGACCGUGGCUUUCGGGAAGUUCGUGGAAGGAAGUGAGAAGGAAGACGGAGGUUCUGGCUGGAGGAGCGACAUGGAGGCGACCAACGGGGGAGAGGAAAGAGAAGGAAAACGGCGGAGACAAGAGAAGCAGCCAGCGCAAAGAGGAGACGCAUUGGAUGUGAAGGGGGGAGAGGAGGGAGGGGAACAUGUGGAGGUCUUCGCGUCGCGGGACUUCUCUCUCUGCAACCUUUGGACUUUUUAAGGGAUCUGUCUCGCCUCGAACUUCCCAGGUCAAGACGCGCCUCUAAGAGCGCAUGUGCCUCGCGAGUCAGUCCACUGUAUGUACACCUGCGCGCGUCUUUAGCGCCUUUGGCGGAUCGUGUUUCGGGGACCUUCGCUGCCCCGCCUGAAAUGCUUGUGCUUCGUCUUCGUCAGUUGCAUGCAGUUUUUAUAGUGUUUGUGUAUCAUAGCUCCUUGCGAGAAAUUGGAACUCCGGCGAUGCGAACUCGACGCUGCAAGCCGUCGAACCGUGCAGAUGCUUGUCGAGAGAGGCCUGUGCUUGAAAAGGCAGGCGAACUUCUCAGUCGUCCGGGUGUUCUGCAGAGCUUCUGAGUGUCGCGUUUUCCGAAAAAGGUCUGUGUCUUCGGUUUGGCUGAACUUUUGGUCUCCCGCGUCGUCUGCGUCCCUGUCGCUCGGCGGAAGAGAAGGCGCCACAGGGCGAGACGCAGAGAAGCACGGACACUCGAAGGUAUUUUCCGGCGUUUCUCUCCUGCAACGAGAAGCUCCGUUAUUGUCAGCUACGCCCUCAUUUGAGGAAGACUCUUGAACAGCCAGCGUCGCUGAAGUACAAAAACACUCGCGGAACAGUUUCGAAGACUUUUGAAGAUAUUCGGGGACAUAGCCGACUCUGAAGAAGAUCCAAAUAAACGCAGAGAGAACGCACUGGGGAGGGGCUCUCUGCGCCGUUUUCGGAAAGAGUGGAACUUCAGUCCACGUUCUGGACGCAUGCAGAGGUCGCAACCUGCACUUUGGCUCGGCUUUGCCAGCUGCGUGUGACAGGCGACUCAUGAAGGAGAACUUCUUUGUUCGCUUGAAUGUACUUCGACACUCUUGAAGAUGUGACAUUCUGUGACUACAUUACAAAACUAACGGUCGCAAGGUGCGGGGAUAACAGGUGAACUCAUAAUAAUAUUUACUUGUGCCCUUCGUCUCUUAGGUCUGCCCUCAUCUUUGCCGAGGGUCUGUGCUGCGUCCGCUUUGGCGCACAAGAGGAUUUCUCAACGGGAGCAAACUUCGUUGUCUGUGUGAGCGCGAGAAAGCCGUCUGUCCAGAGUUCCUCACAUGCUGGACAGAAGCGUCUGCCGCCUUUACUGAAGCGCGAGCUGGUUCUCUCUUUGAACACAGCAGAGAGACGCAGGAGUCGUCUCUCUGCUGGGGCCCUCUUGGGGAAGUCUCGGCUCUCUGUGAAUUUUUGAGUCCAAUGCCGAAAGCCUUCGUUCUGCGGCUUCUCAUGGAAAGCAGAGUCUAGGUGUGAAGAAGCGGCUCGGUUCGAGAGAGUGCAAGGCGCCACUGGCAAAGCGCGUCGAACGUAGUGUCCUCUGUAGAGGUGUACGUACACUGCAGAGGAGGGAGGCGGCGCGUUGCGUCCGGGCAGGCGCGAAGCCAGUUUCGUCGGAGGGAAACGCGUCUGUGUUCGGGCGCUGCGCCGGAGCGUUUCUCUGGAACUCAGCGACGCUGGAUUUCACAGGACUUGACAGACAUCCCAGAGUUUUCAAGUCUGGAGGAGACGGGGGAGACACACGGGAGAGAUAGAAAAGAGACGCCACGC